UUACCAAAUUCAGAAGAUCAAUUAGUUAACUUUAUUCACACCUAAGAAAAUCUAUCAAUCUACCGGAUUCAACUGUCCUUUGAGACACAUUACCAAUAAGUGUCGUCGUCACUGCCAUGGGCUGCACUACGCUAGUCUUGUUGUGAUUGAAGAGGCAGCUGGUGAUGCAGCAAAAGCACCUGAAUUAGGUGCCAAGUGUGAUGCUAAUUUGGUGUAAGGGAGAGCACUCUUCUUAGGGAGAUUUGCAGAAGCCAAGAAAAGUAUUUAUUGAAGGAAAAGAAAAAGCUAGUCUUGAGUCAGUUCAGCCAGUGGGGUAGACUGGAUUGAGGAAUAAAUAAGAAGAUUAUCUCUGAGAGCCCAAAGACAUGAAUGAAAAUGGCAGCAACAAUGCAGAGAAGUCUGAAGCGGUUAAGCCACCUGCUGUUGAUGAGAUGCCUGUUCCAAAAAUAAAGCAUGAUUGGUAUCAAACGGAAUCCCAUGUAAUUAUCACAGUUCUCAUUAAAAACCAGAAAGCUGAGAAUGUCAAGGUUAAUUUUACUGAGAAAACUGUUAGUGUUACAGCUCCUCUUCCAAGUGGAUCAGAGUACAGCUUAGAAUUAGAUGUUUGCCACCCAAUCAAUCCUGAACUGUCUUCAUUCAAAGUUGUACCUUCAAAAGUUGAAGUGAAGAUGAAAAAGGUGGAUGGCAUACAUUGGAAAGCCUUGGAAGGUGAUGGUGCAGAACCUACAGUCAAACCUGCUCCUGGAGACCCCACCAAAAAAGAUUUUGCUCCAGCUUACCCAUCGUCUGCUUCCAAGAAGCAUGACUGGAAUAAGAUUGAGGCAGACAUCAAGGCUGAGGAGGAAAAUGAAAAGCUUGAAGGGGAUGCUGCACUCAAUCAGCUUUUCCAGAAAAUUUAUGGACAGGGAUCGGAUGAAACUAGGAGAGCAAUGAAUAAGUCAUUUAUGGAAUCAGGAGGAACUGUACUCAGCACUAACUGGAAGGAAGUUGCCAGUGAUAAGGUGGAUGUGAAACCUCCAGAUGGCAUGGAAUAUAAAAAGUGGAACCAGUGAUUUAAUACAGCAUGGAUAACAGGCAGAAAAACCUUCCUUGUGCUUUAGUAAUUGUGAUAAGGUAGUUUUCUUGUUUGGUUUCCAAGAUUAUCUUUCUAAAUAAUGAAAGAAAGGAUACUUGUUGAAAGAAAAUUCAUGAAUAUUAAUUUGCUUUAAUCUUGUGUUUUUGUGAAUUGUUUCGUCAGUACUGUUAGGAUAGUGCAAUCAAUCUAACUUUAUUCAGCAAAAUAUGUUGCUGUGUUGUAUGUUGUAGCUUUAUUUUAAAUACUUUAAAUAAUUUAGUUAUUUUGUGCUACACAGGCUUUAUUGGGUAUAAGUACAAAUAAGAAUAUGAAUUAAAUCCUAAGAAGUAAUAGCUCAAAGUAAUACUAGCAGAGAAGUGUUUGAGAUUUUAAAUUUUGAUGGAAGGUUUUCACGUCCUUUAAUCUUAGGAUUCAAUGAGUGAUGUUGUAAUUACCUUGAAUGAACUACUAGCAAAGCAUAUAAACUCCGGGAACACUACAUAUUUCAUCAGAAUGUAAACUGUGAUGGCACUUUGAGGAGACUGUGUUCUUGCUGAUCUAUGGAAAGUCUAGGAAAUCAAUUGUAAAAGCACAAUUGCAGAGGAAAAUUGAUCUUUAUUGAUUGGUGUUAGAUCCAGUUCCUUUUAUAAGUGCUCAUCAUAAAUUGCGGCAGUCUUAAUGGUUAAAACUUGAGUUAGGAUGGUUUUUCUUUUGAAUGUUUUGAAUAGCCAAACUGUAAAACUAUAUUAAGUUCUCCUUUUUGGUACUAUUGUGCUGAUACAUGAUUCAUGAUGUUUUCUGGCCAGAUAUAUACAAUAUACUGUGAGGGGUAAAAAUAUAUGAAAGGAGAUUUGUUGUAAUAACUAUCAGUUGAUUUAUAAAUAAAUUGCAAAGUUUUA
Macrobrachium nipponense is the source of this 1953-nucleotide messenger RNA. RefSeq names its product protein SGT1 homolog (gene Sgt1). The record is from RefSeq and is a predicted model, not a curated record. Lineage: Eukaryota; Metazoa; Arthropoda; Malacostraca; Decapoda; Palaemonidae. Gene Ontology annotation, molecular function: protein-folding chaperone binding. The transcript is spliced from 8 exons. Bases 366 to 1052 code for a protein of 228 amino acids.